GCAGGUCGUAGCUGUCCGUCGAGCCUGCACUUUGUUUACGUCCUGUUGUUAGCUGACAGCUGUCGGAGCGCUUUCACCUACAGUAACAACCGUGCCUGCCUGUCUCUGCUGGACAUAUUUACAGUUUGUUCAACUUCACACCGCUUCUCCUGGAUGUCGAAGGUGGCUUGUUUUUAUUGAAUGAGGGGAAGUCUCUAGAUGCAGACGGGAGGAUGAACUCCAUCACCGGCCGGGUGCUCGCCAUCCCCGCUGCCUCUGUCACCAACUCUGGAGCUUCAUCUUCUCGAGCUUUACACGUAGAGCUCACAUCCCAGCAGAGACGAUUGCGUCAUCUCCGGAGCAUCGCUGCCAGAAACAUCGUCAACAAGAAUGGUUCCCCACUGCUGGACACAUACUUCACCCUCCACCUCUGUAUAGGAGAGCGCAUAUCUAGAGAUUUUUACAAGAGUGAAGUCAUACGAGACUCCCUGAAUCCAACUUGGCGCAGCCUGGACUUUGGAAUGCUGCCAGACCUCCUGGACACCUCAGUGUCUUGCUUCGUGGUGAGGAUCUGGGGAGGACAGGAAGAACAGUACCACCUCCUCAUAGAAUGGAGGGUCAACUUGGACGGCCUCAGAUACACAGGCCAGCAGAUUCGAUCCAGGAAUCCAAAUGAGAUCAUAUUUGGAUUGAACGAUGGCUACUAUUCAGCUGACUUUGAUCAUAAGGAUCAGUCGGAGCGGAAGAAAAACAGCCUGCUUCAGGUCGACCAGAGUUCAGUCAGGAACUCCUACAGUGUUUUCUCUUUGCUCAGGCUUCACACAGCCCAGAGGGCCAUCAAGCAGACCCAAGUGACGGUGCAGAAGAUCGGGAAGGAGAUUGAGGAGAAACUAAGGACGACAGCGACCUGCACGGAGCGGAAGAAGGAGCGGGAGUGCAUGCAGCUGCGUAUCGCCGUGCUGCGGAGUGAGCUACAGCGCCAGAGGAAGGCUCUUGGCAGGGAGAUAGACAUGCGGCAGAAGGAGAGGGCACAGCUUCAGAAGAAAGAGGAAGCCUUCUCCGAUCAGCACGAGAGUCUGAAGGAGGAGAAAGAAUCCUUAACCAAACUGCAGAAGGAAUGCACUGCCAAGAGAGAGCAGUUUCUGAAGUCCAACGCCCAGCUCACCUUCCGCUGUCGUCAGCUCCUCUCUGAGCUUUCCUACAUCUACCCCAUCGAUGUGGCUAAUCAGUCAGAUUAUGUCAUCUGCGGAGUGAAGCUGCCAAACUCUGAAGACUUUCAAGCAAGGGAUGAUGGGAGCGUGGCAGUCGCCCUGGGUUACACCUCACACCUGGUCCUGAUGAUCUCCUGCUUCCUGCAGAUCCCCCUUAGGUAUCCUGUGAUCCACAAGGGUUCACGCUCCUCCAUCAAGGACACCAUCACUGACAGACUCACCGAGAAGGAGAGAGAAUUCCCUUUGUACCCCAGAGGAGAGCGCUUUCAUUUUGAAUAUGGUGUCUACUUACUCAACAAGAACAUUGCCCAGCUGAGAUAUCAACACGGCUUGACCACCCCAGACCUGCAGCAAACACUUCCCAACCUGAAGAACUUCCUGGAGCAUGGCCUGAUGGUCCGAUGUGACCGACACAAUGUCUCCAGCUCCAUUCCAGUCCCAGCCAAGUCCCAGCUCGGCGUAUCUGCUGCCUCAGAGACGGGCUACCCCAGCCACACCAGCUCUCCAGACCGAGGCCUGAGAAAAAGGGCGAGCUCGGAGGCUGAUAAGUACAAGUCGACUCCCCCGCCCAGCUACGACACGGCGAUGGGUGAAGAGCAGCCCCCGGUUAGCCUGGCGCCGCCCUCGCCUUCGACCAAGCCCCUGUCCUCUUCCCUCGAUGCCGGCAUGGCCUCGCUUAACGUGUCUGAGCCAACGGAGGCGAAAGAGGAGGGCGAGCAGAAGGAAGAGAAGGAGGAGAGCGGCGAGACGGCAGAGGAGGCGGAGAGCAGAAGCGUUGACAGAGAGGCUGACCUCGAGAAAGAAGAAGAGACUGAGGUGCAGCCACCCAGCAGCACACCUGCACCCAGCUCCUCCACAGCGGGGGACGCAGGCGAGGAGACGGUGGGCACUAGUCAGCACACAGGCACCAUGAACGGCUCUUUGGUACCAGGACAGGUGUCGGGACUGGUUCCAGAGAUGCGCUGCUCGGUGGAGCAAGCAGAGGAGAUCAUGGGCACAGAGGCCACAGGCUUGGGAUUGGGGAUGGGGUUAGGGUUGGGGAUAGGGCUUACAGAUGAGGCCCGUCUGGCAGACUACCGCUGCAUCCCUGUGGAACACGCAGUAGCCGUGGAGUGCGACGAGCAGGUGCUGGGCGAGCUGGACGUGGCCGGCUUCGAGGAGUUCUCCAGGCGCAUCUAUGCACUAAACGAGAACAUGUCCAGCUUCCGCCGACCGCGCAAAAACUCUGAUAAGUGAGGAAGAGGACCUGAGAGGAGAGAGGCAGAAAUGAAAAAAAAAAAAAAAACUUGCACAGAGGGUUUGGACAAAUAUAAGACAGAGACAUAGACUGAGAGGACAAAGGUGGGGUCCCCACUCUCUAAUCGCAGCAUCAAAAAUAUAGGAGCUAUUCUGGAAUAAUGACCAAUUUGCACUUAUUAUAAACAUUUCCAUAGUAAUCUUUUAAAUAAAAUCCAGUUAAAAGUGCAAGUGUUGGGACAGUAAGCUUAAUUGAUUUUUAUUUUAUUUUUGAUGCCAAUAAUAAUAUAUUUUUAAAAAUGAAUACAAAAAACAAUAAUUUAGACAUUUUUAGGCACAGAGGUAUUUGGCCUCUGUGUUAAUUAUUGCCCUUUAUGAAUUAGUGUCAGCUAGUAUAGUUUGUUGUUCCAUAACUGGGGACCAUUAAUGCCAAAACUAACAUGACUCACAAACAAUAUAUAUGACUUGCACUUUGCUUCCAAACCCUUCCUGCAAUACCAGCCUUCAACUUCUUGUACAAAGAAAUCACCUAGACUUCAUUUAUCAUUCACACCCAGAGUGCAGCCUCAGUACAUCAGGGUAUUUACAUGUUUCAAUGCAGCAGCUCCAAAUCAUUUUCCUUAUCAGUUUACCUCAAGUUUCACUUUGACAACAGAGGCUUCUAGAGAUGUUUUUUUGGGGCAUUUCAUCAAUUAUAAAAUCUAUAAUGCAGAUAAGAGACGCACAAGCAGAGAGCGAGUGCUUUUUAUCAAAGUGGAUCAUCUUCAGUCACUUGUAAGAAUCAGAGCCUGCUGUCCCAGUACUUCAACCUUUGACUGUACAAGCAGAUGUUUAGAAGCUUCCCAGGUCUUCAUGCAGUGUGCAUGGCAGUGAGCGUGUUUGCAGGAGGGAGAAGGUGGGCUUGCAUAAGACUGUGUGUGUGUGUGUGUGUGUGUGUGUGUGUGUGUGUGUGUGUGUGUGUGUGUGUGUGUGUGUGUGUGUGUGUGUGUGUGUGUGUGUGUGUGUGUGUGUGUGUGUGUGUGUGUGUGUGUGUGUGUGUGUGUGUGUGUGUGUGUGUGUGUGUUCACAUUAGCAUGCAAACACAGUUUCACAAAUCACAGUUAGGUUUGAAAAGAUCCCACCAAUGACCUUUCAGCUAUGUGAUACAAUAAAGCGAGGUGGGAGGUUGAACCAGUAGCCCAAUCAGAGACUCCCUAACUGUGACACAACACGCUGCAUCUACCCUCCCUCCCCCCCCCCUUUUUCGACAGGGCAACCCACCCGCCGUUCUCCACGCAGGGCCGUGUUCCUCCUUCAGGUCUUAUGACGAGGAUCACAAGAGGGGCAGGUCGGAGCUUACAGCACAUGGCAGGGAUAUGGUGCAAUUGUUUUUCUGUCCAUCUCCAUGUCCUCUUUUUUUUCUUUUCUUUUAUUUCUUUCAUUGUUUUAAUGUACCCCAUCCAUAUUAACAUCAAUGUUAAUGUCAUGUCCACUGAUCCUCACCUUCAGUAGACCAAAAAAUUGAAUUCUGUCUGUACUCUGUUGGAAUGUCUCACUCAGGCUCUACUGUAAGUGUUAAUAGCAAGUGUCUCAAUCCCAUUGUCUGUGAUUUUGUCCCACGUCUCCCUGUCCCCAAUGCUUUCUUGCACUGGUAUUCAAUGGCAGUUAUUUGCAUUAUUUAUGUCAUGUCGUGUGUGCUUUGUUUAAAAAGAAAUCAAUAUUUAGUUUCUAUUUUCCCCUGUGAUAAAAACUUAUGUGACGUUACUCAUUAAUAUUGUCAAACGUUAGACUGAUAUCACAGCGAGUGUCCGGGUCCUGAUGUGGACAGCUGCUUUGCAUCGCCCGCCAUUACAAAGAUUGACUCUCCACUGGCAGCCCACUCUGUGUUUCAGAUCCAGUACUGUGGUUACUGACUGUUGAGAGAUAUUGUAUUUAAAACUGAAAAAGAUGAACCAUGCUAGAUCAUUUCCAUAAAUUGCUAUACAGUUCAGUAAGUGACCAUGUACAUAUACUUUUGUAUGGAGGGUUUCUUUUUGUUAUUAAAGACUUGCAGUCCAACGGCAUGGAUGUAUGUAGCCCCU
This is a messenger RNA of Scomber scombrus (Atlantic mackerel), 4486 nucleotides long. RefSeq names its product UV radiation resistance associated gene (gene uvrag). The record is from RefSeq and is a predicted model, not a curated record. The transcript has 15 exons. Gene Ontology annotation, cellular component: lytic vacuole; endosome. Gene Ontology annotation, molecular function: SNARE binding. Lineage: Eukaryota; Metazoa; Chordata; Actinopteri; Scombriformes; Scombridae. The coding region runs from base 213 to 2426 and encodes 737 amino acids. Gene Ontology annotation, biological process: SNARE complex assembly.